GCCCCUUUCAAAACUUUUCUAAUAAUUCUGUUUCGUUUGUCCUGAUAAGUUAAAAAUACAACCCAUUUGGGCGGACCUCAAGUUUGGCAAAAUCUUUUGGCAUGUAGUUCGCCAGACAUGAACCCUAACGCACAGUAAUCAUGCCGUGCUCUGCCUUCACAACUCAUGUACUUUGUUGUCUUUGUCUUUGGGGAUGUGUGGCAGAGAGUAUUCAUACAUUACCUCAUGUGGAGCGGUUUGAUGUGGUGAGACCUAAAAGACAGAGCGUCAGAAAGGUACAGUCUGAUAAAAGUCCACAAAGCCAUGAGACGCAUCCUGAUAGACUCACAUAUAAACUAUUCUUUGGAGGGAAAAAUCAUGUGAUUCAUUUGGAAAAGAACAGGCAACUCAUUGGACAUAAUUACACUGAAAUAUACUAUCAAGAUGAUGGACUGAUUGUGAGCAGUAAUCCAAAUUUAAAGGACAAUUGCUUCUAUCAUGGCCAUAUUCAGGAUUUGGAAGAUUCCUCAGUCAGUGUGGGCAUCUGUUCUGGAAUCAGAGGUUUUGUUCGAGUGAAAAAGCAAGUAUACCUGAUUGAGCCCCUGACCAACCACAGUGAUGGAGACCAUGCACUUUAUAAGCAUGAACAUCUGAGGUGGAAGAGAAGCUCAUGUGGCGAACCAAGCACUACCAUUUAUGACCAUGAACAACCAGUGGCUGUCCCCUUAAAGUCCACCAGAUGGAAAACAAAGCGAUUUCACACUCCAAGAUAUGUGGAAUUGUUUCUUGUGGUGGAUAACACUGAGUACAGAAACUUUGGGUCUAACAUGGACAUGAUCAGAGCCAGGAUGCUGGAAGUUGCAAAUCAUGUUGACAAGUUGUAUCGACCCCAUAAUAUCCGGGUUAUGCUGGUGGGUCUUGAGGUGUGGACAGAACGCGACCAAAUUGUGGUCAGUGUGAGUCCUGAUGACACUCUCAGUCGGUUUAUUGAGUGGAGAAAGAGCAAUCUGCUUAAAAGAGUCAAACAUGACAACGCUCAGUUUGUGACUGGAAUUGAUUUUUUGAAUGACACAGUUGGGCUGGCAAACAAAUUUGCAAUGUGUGCUGAAAGCUCAGCGGGAGUCAAUCAGGAUCAUAAUGAGAACUCACUAGGCCUGGCAUCCACAAUCGCUCACGAGAUGGGUCAUAACAUGGGAAUGUCCCAUGAUGAAAAUCACUGCACCUGUGACUCAUCAAAUUUCAAUUCCAUCUGUAUCAUGACAGAACGUGUAGGCACGCUGUUCCCGGAGCUGUUUAGUGACUGUAGUCUGGAACAGCUGAAUGGGUUUCUUGACAACGCCAACCCCAGCUGCCUGCUGGACACCCCCAGCUCAUCCAGACUCUACAGUGGGUCUGUCUGUGGUAAUGCUUUUCUGGACCCUGGAGAGGAGUGUGACUGUGGAACAGUGGAGGAAUGUGAAAAUCCAUGCUGUGAUCCCAUGACCUGCAGGCUCUCUGAAGGCUCACAGUGUGCUCAUGGAGACUGCUGUGAGAAUUGCCAGAUAAAAGAUGCUGAAAGCUUGUGUCGAGCACCCGAAAAUGAGUGUGACAUUCCAGAGUACUGCACAGGACUCUCAGAGCACUGCCCAGAGAAUGAUUUUAAGAUGAACGGCAUACCUUGCAGCUCUGGCCAGGGUUACUGCUUUAAUGGUCAAUGCCCCACUCACCUCCAGCACUGCCAAAGACUUUGGGGAACAGGUGCCAAAGUGGCUGCUGAUGCAUGCUUUUUUCGAAACACAUUUGGAAAAAAUGAUUCUCACUGUGGAAAGACCAAAGGUGGCUACAGAGCCUGUACAAAAGAAAACAUGUUUUGUGGAAAAAUAUUUUGCAAUGGAGGAAAUUACUACCCCGUGACUGGUCAGAAAGCUGUGAUAGCUAUAUUUGGGAGAUUUUGCAACUUAGCUGGGGACCAAUCUGAAGAGGACGCCCUCAGCAUGGUCCCUACUGGCACAAAAUGUGGGCCCAAUAAGGUUUGCUAUGAUUAUAUGUGCCAAGACCUGAAUGUUUAUGGUAGUAAUGAUGAUUGCUCACUGCAAUGCAAUGGAAGAGGGGUUUGUAAUCAUAAAAAACAAUGCCACUGUAAGCCUGGAUGGGCGCCUCCUUAUUGUGAAGUCAGAUAUUCUGAAUUGCCAUCCGGACAAGCAAAGAUAACUGGCAUCUCAGUAGCAGUUGCAAUCGCUCUACUUGUACUUGCACUAUGUGGAGUCUUGCUUUAUUGUAAAAGAAGAAAAGCCAUCGUCAGCCAAAAGACAAAAACUCCAUCUGCAGGACAAUUGAACCUUCUUUUUGAUAACAACAGUGCCAAGAAGAACUGCACUGAGAUCAGCCAGCCCAUAUUUAUGGGAACCACCGUAACCGCGACCACCAUGGGCCCGACCCGUCCUGCUCCACCACCUCCAAAAAAGUCUCCAUCACAAUUGCAACAGACCAUAGUAAAACAGGGAAUCAAGCCGACUCCACCUCCUGUUCCUCCAGUCAAACCAUCUUUAGCAACAGGAUCCUGGAGGAGAGAUCCAGUCACAGGAGACACAGUCAAGGUUGCGUUGAGACCACCUGCCAUUCCAAGAAGAUGAGCGGAUGUGAAAUCAUCGUGUGACUCAUUGAAACAAAUUACAGUCCCUCUGGUUCACUUUUAUAGUGUGGGAUUGGCUGAAACACAAAGUGCUUUUUAAACAAUGCUUUAAAUAUACACAUACACUGUUGUGCUGGGCCUUGAGUAAGAGUUGGUUUUUGUCUGUUAGUGUAUGAUGUUAUAUUGUAUACGUAAAACAUUUGAAUGUGUGGCUGGAAAAAUAAUCAACAGGCCAAAAUGCUUUCUACUGUAAUUAAUUUCAUUUAAUAUUUACAUACUAUUGUGGUAAAGUGAAUGUAUUUAAUUCUAAAUAUUUUUUAACGCUUUUUAAAUAAAAGUUUUAAAAAAAGCAUGUGUAAGGCCUGGCCACGGGGUCUUAGGGCAAAAAUGCCACUAAAUUGGACAAAAAUGCCCCAUGCACAAACAAAUAUUAUCUAUUACGUCUGUUGCUAACAAAGUGUAAAUGAAUAGAAAGUGUCUACUGUGCUAUUAAAUUAAGAUUUGCUCAUGUUGCACCGUAUUUCAUUUUAGGAGGUGUUUUAUAGUGUUGCGUAUUAUAACCAAUCACGCGAUUUUUCAAAGUUGUUAACAACAGUGGUGUAAAACAACACUGGUGAUGUCACACCCCUGUAUGAAGUCAUGAGAUUUAGCUUUUGUCUAACACAAGAUCUCACUAUGAGGAGUGACUCAAAUCUUUUUUUUUUCCUUAAAUGUUUGAUCUGCUUCUACGCAAAGUUUGAAAUUUUGAAAUUGAAAUUCCUAUUCAUCAGAACCUUAAAAAGACUGUGAUUCCACAAAAUAUGCAGCACAGUUUUCAUUAUUUCUAAUAAAUGUUUCUUGAGCAAA
Cyprinus carpio (common carp) is the source of this 3436-nucleotide messenger RNA. RefSeq names its product zinc metalloproteinase-disintegrin-like protein H4 subunit A. Gene Ontology annotation, biological process: positive regulation of membrane protein ectodomain proteolysis; regulation of cell-cell adhesion; inflammatory response. NCBI's taxonomy places the organism in Eukaryota, Metazoa, Chordata, Actinopteri, Cypriniformes, Cyprinidae. Gene Ontology annotation, molecular function: cell adhesion molecule binding; metalloendopeptidase activity. The record is from RefSeq and is a predicted model, not a curated record.